AUGGCCACCAGAUCAUUGCGGCACAGGUCCAGCCGCUACUCGAGUCCCGCCACCUUUGGGGACAAAGAGGCUGCAGCAAAGCCCAUUGAGGAGGUCUCGACGAGACAUGGUCAGCAGACGAGCCUGGACAAAUGGAUUGAGCCCGCUGUGCGACCUGCGGUGCCCAGCUUUGAAGAUACAAAAGGUCUGGAGAGGGUGGGCGUGCUGGAGAACAUGCAGCCCUUGGGGACGGCGCCUUCUCAACGCAUGCUACAAAAGCUCAAAUUGAACUAUGUCCGGCCUUCACCACGACCAGCUCCGGCACCGGUGGAGGACGUUGUCACGCCCGUGGCAGAACUUGAAAAGGCGGACUCAGCAUCCCCGUUGGAGGAGGACGUGCCCGUGACAACAGCGACAACUGAGGCCGAGCAGCCUGAAGGAUUGCCCGAUAACCCAUCGAAUCUUCAACGAUCCUUUGAUCCCAUGGUCAUUUCCAGUCCUCCGCGCGGUCGACCGCCUCGACGGGAUGUUGCAGAGAUGCCUCAAGCAGCUACGGUGUCGCCGUCUCCUGCCACGUUAUCCUUUACGCCCACCACUCAAGCGUCACCCAAACCGUUAUCCAUUCAGCAGCAACUACGACAAGACCGAAUUCGAAUUCAUGUCGACCGUGCUAUGCUGGAAGCACAUAACAAAAACACGCCCGACCUGGUCCGUGGGCUCCAGACAAUCCGCGACGAUGCCCAGGUGAAUCCGGACCUGUGGAAUCUGUUGGAGGCUUUGAUCAACGGCUCCCCCACCUUUGAGCAGUUCAAAGUCUUCAAGCGCUACAUCAAGUCGGGCGUCAAGCAGCAUAGGAGGGAAAGUCAAAUGUCGGGGAGCCCGUAUCAACCUUCUCCCAUGUUCAACGAUUUCGCUUCCCCUGAACACCGAGAACGCUCGCCGAAACCUAACCACUCAGACGCCAACGGGCCCUUGUUCUCCGAAGAGCGGCCUCACAAAAUCAGUCUCUCCUUCAACUUCCCGCGUGCGGCGGCUACCUACGGCUCCGAAGAAGCGCCAGUGUCGCCGUCGAGGAUUGCGCGUUCUGUGGAGGUUGCUGAACCAGGCCGAAGAUCGAGCCACCGCGCCUCCCAUUCAUCACCAUACAAGCGGAAAAGGACGGGCAGUGUGUCGACCAUCUCGUCCCUUUCGUCAGCUCCCUCUGAUGAAGUCCAACCUCCCUGGGAGCCACCGGGCGGCGACCAUGGAAGGGGUGGUGGCGGAUCCAGAUCAGCUGGACAACGCCAAUCUGCAAACCGGAUGGCAGCUGGCAACCGACUUCGUUCAGCUGCCGGUGCUACCGCUCUCCCUUCUCAAGCUGUUCCCAAACAAUCCUAUCCCGAAGUUGCGACUUCCUCCAAGACAACCUCGAACAAAAAGACCAAGAAAUCGCGAGAAGACACUGAGUUCGACAUUGAUGAAUUCUCGAGGCGGAAGCGGGCUUAUCUGGAAGACAGCUUCCAUGAUUACAACACCAUUCCUCGACCCGAGAGCCACGAACGAGAUGCUGUCCAUGGCCAUCCAGUCAAACCUGUGUCGUCCACCGACAAUCCUCCGCCUCCUGUUAUCCAUCCAAACCGACUCGUUGUUCCCACCGCCACGUUGACGUCGCCCACGAACGCUCAGGCGCCGCCUGAUAACACCUUGGUCAACGGAACUGGCCGUAAAAGAAGAUACGAUGAGGUGGACGCUGAUGAUCUCGAUGAUUCGACCGCCGACUCGUCCUCUCCUGGUCCGUUGCUUGUACCACCACCGCCACCGGGCGUGGCAAACGCUCACCCACGGGGUGCGACCCCAAGAUCGACCAGGCUUCACCCAGCACCGAAGACGCGCAAAUCGGCGCGGGUCAUGGUAUCGCCCAACAAGCCAAAGAACGGCGGAAUCACGGCUGGAAUUGCACGUGCGGGGCCUGGGCGUGAUGCUGGGAUCGGCAAUUUGAAUGGAGCGGAUUCGGGCGCAGAGGACAACGACGAGUUCUGUGCAUCGUGCGGUGGCGAAGGGAAGCUUCUUUGCUGUGAUGGCUGUACGAAUUCCUUCCAUCAUGCCUGCCUGGAGCCUCCGUUGAAUCCGGACGAAGAGGUCGAAGGCGAAUGGUACUGUCCGCGAUGUGUAGGCCGGCGAACGAAGCAGGUCCCUCAUCCAUCUGGGCUGUUGGGCUUGGUUAUCCGCCGCGUUGACGACAUCAUCCCGAAAGCCUUCUCACUGCCGGCCGACAUCCGCGACUACUUCGAGGGAGUGCGGACGGGUGACGAGGGCGAGUAUGAAGAAGUCAGCCUCCCCCGCACCCAAAACCACACGGCCAAGAUGAACCGUGCCGGCUUCAUCGAGGAGCCCAAUUACAAGGAGACUCGCGACAGCAAAGGCCACAUCAUCCGAUGCUACCGCUGCAACAUGACGGCCAACGGCCGCGACAUCAUCCCGUGUGAUUUCUGCCCCGCGAGAUGGCAUCUGGAUUGUAUCGAUCCGCCUCUGGCCAUUCCGCCACGCCGCCGCCCGGGCGACAAACCCGGAGGCACAUGGCGAUGUCCUCUCCACGUCGAACAUGACCUGGUUGCGGUCGGUCGGCAGAGUGAGAAAGCCCCGGGGGAGCUCGGUCGCGUACCUCGAUUGCGCAAGCCAAAGAACGCUAUGCCACUCGAUGUCAGUGUGAGCCGAGGGUUCAGAAACAAUGGCAUCAUCGAGGUCGACCUCAUGAAAGACGAACCUGAGCUUGACAAAACCAAGGAAGUCCAAAUGCAUGGCAAAAUCUACCGGAUUCCAGAACAGGGCAUUCGACUGGAUUUUAUUGAUCGGGUCAAGAAGAGCUGGUACGAAGACCACUCCUUUCCCCGACAGAUGGACGCCCCCAAACGGAUUCGAAAUCGCCGAUAUCGUCCUGACGGGGCUGUUCUUCACCAUCCGCCUCAACAAACUCUCGUCAAGAUCCGAGAACCCGACUUCUUCACGGGUGCGAAUGCUCUGGCCAUCACAGAGACGGCCAAAGCAAACGUCGCCUUGCGGAGACGAACGAUCCGAGAACAGCAAGCCGUCUUGAAUCUCGCUCAAAUGUCCCAGAAGGGCAUCGACGGCUACUCUGGGGACGCGUUGGCAGAGCUGACAAAUCAGCUGAUCAGCGAAGCUCCCGCUGAUGUUGUGGACGCUGUCGAGAAGACCGAGUAUGAUCAACUCCUCGAAUUACAGGAGCUUAUCAACAGAAGGCUUGCGAUUUUGAGCCACGCGACGCAUUCUUCACGCUCACUCUCCCGCUCACGCUCGACAUCCAUGGAUGCCGGGUCUUUCGAUAACAGCUUCACGGGCGACGAAAUUCCGCCUAUACAAGAUCCACAUAUUGAUCCAGUCCUCCGAAGAGCCAGUUUGAAUGAACCACUAACAUCGUCGCCGCCACCACCUCCUCCUUCUGAUGAUGAUCUGCCCCUGCCUGUCGAUCCUGUAUUACAUGUGGCUUCUCCGGCUGACCUGUCUUAUCCUAAAAUAAUGAAUGGCGUCGAAAUUGUUGAGUUGUCAUCCGACCCGGAAGAGGAAAGUAUAAAAGGAGAAGAGGAAGAGGGAUAUGAGGAAGACAAUGAAGAUGAUAAUCAGGAUGAUACUCCCCCAGCUCCUGUCCACGAAGCUGCAGCCCACCGAAGAGCUAAAGAAGAAGCUGACAGACGAUGGCUUGACGCAUAUUUUUCGCCGAGGACCGUACCUCCUUCGAGGAAUGUUCCUACGAAUCCGCCCGCACAGGGUUAUGGAAGUAGGAGCAGUGUCGACAGCAUGGAGACUUCACCUUGA
This is a messenger RNA of Fonsecaea erecta, 3789 nucleotides long. RefSeq lists its product as hypothetical. The record is from RefSeq and is a predicted model, not a curated record. Gene Ontology annotation, biological process: regulation of transcription by RNA polymerase II. Gene Ontology annotation, cellular component: Rpd3S complex. Bases 1 to 3789 code for a protein of 1262 amino acids. NCBI's taxonomy places the organism in Eukaryota, Fungi, Ascomycota, Eurotiomycetes, Chaetothyriales, Herpotrichiellaceae. The transcript has 3 exons.